Molecule: messenger RNA, 3630 nt
Organism: Coccinella septempunctata (seven-spotted ladybird)
Lineage: Eukaryota; Metazoa; Arthropoda; Insecta; Coleoptera; Coccinellidae
Product: arrestin homolog
Exons: 10
Coding region: 300-2012 (570 amino acids)
Biological process (GO): G protein-coupled receptor internalization; signal transduction
Cellular component (GO): cytoplasm
Molecular function (GO): G protein-coupled receptor binding
Source: RefSeq, a predicted model, not a curated record
UGUCAGUUUGAUCCUGCAGCGUGCGCGGUAAGCCCGUUCUGCCAGGACAAGUAGCGAGCGCGUCUGGAAAAUCUGCCCUGCUUGGGAAACUCAGCGGUCGGUUUUCCCGGUCGCAUCACUCCCGGAAUUUCCACGAUAUUUCAAAUUUUCCGUGCGUUCAUAUUCGAGCAAUGGUGAUUGUGUCUUUUUUGGUCUGCUGAAGGCGAGUUAAUCGAAAGAUGGAGAAAGUGUCGAACUGAACGAGUGCUUCAAAUUGUGUGUUGUUUGAUAUAUAGUGGGUGUUAUUUAUCUACAGCAGAAUGACGGAAGACUCUGGACCAAAUCAACCACCACAAACACAAACACAAGUCGAUCCAGCUAACGUGAAGCCAGCAGAUAACAAUGGAGAUUCUCUCAGUUCACAAAGGGUGUUCAAGAAGACAUCGCCAAAUUCCAGACUCACGCUCUACUUGAGUUCAAGAGACCUCGUGAUUUCGAAUGGACAGAUAGAUCGUCUUCAGGGAGUCAUACUGGUGGACCCCGAGUUUGUGGAAUCUCGAAGAGUUUUUGGACAAGUCACUCUCACCUUUCGUUAUGGCAGGGAGGACGAGGAGGUUAUGGGGCUGAAAUUUUGCAACGAGGCAAUUAUGUGUCUGGCGCAGCUGUAUCCGCCCAUCUCUGACUCGAAACAGCCAGAAGUCAACACACCUCUGCAGGAUGCUCUCAUAAAACGGCUAGGACCCAACGCGUAUCCUUUUAGCAUGCAAAUAUCACCUGACGCACCACCUAGUGUCCAGUUAGUGCCUGCCAAAGAGUACAACGGAGCUCCAAUAGGUACUAGUUAUGACGUCAGAGCUUAUAUAGAUCCUUUUUUAGCUGAAACGGCUGACGAGAAAUUCCACAGAAGAGGUACAGUCCGCAUGGGAAUCCGGGUGGUACAAAGGGCUUUCGCUCCGCCAUCUCCAUACGAGUAUAUACCGGGCGGUUCGCAAAAGACCAACAGGGACCGAGCCAAGGAGCACAGGAAAGCUCUCCUUGGAGGGGGAUUGGAGGUUAAGUUCACGCCCAGAGAAUCACCUUGUAUAUCUCCGCUGAACGACGAGGGGGGAAAUACGAAAGAAAUGGAAAACGAGAGGCUGCAACAGGAAGAGAACCAGAUGGACCAGGAUCCAGAACUGAGGAGCAAGAGGGAACAUUCCCCUGAUCAGGCAAGGACCAAUGUGACCUUCAAGCAUCUGACCAAUAGCGGGCGGCAGUCCGACCACCUAGAACAUCAACGAGAGGAAAAACCACCUGAUCAUCGACACGAGCCCCAACAUCUGAUGGAGGACAUCGAGAGUCCCUUGCUGCGUUACCGUUCAUUGUGCGGCAGCAAACGUCCAAGCCUAGCGGCCUACUUGGCAGGCGUCCCAGCACCAAAGGCAGCAGUCGAGAAACCUUUCCUCCUGAGCGACGGAAAGGUCCAUCUCACCGCCUCCCUGAACAAGGGCAUCUAUUCGCACGGGGAAGAGAUAAGCGUGAACGUACAAGUCAGAAACGGCAGCAACAAGACGGUGAGGAGGAUAAAGGUCUUCGUGGUCCAAUACGUGGACGUCUGCAUGUUCUCCAACGGCAAAUUCAAGAACGUAGUGGCCAUGAUCAACACCAAGGACGACCUCCCGAUCCAGCCAGGCAGCGAGUUCGACAAGACCUUCACCCUCCUACCCGUCAAGAGCUCCACCAAGAACUGGAUAGCCCUGGAAGACUCCUACACCAAGAGCGGCACCAGCCUGUCGUCGACGGUCACCUGCACCGACACCAAGGAACAACGCAACGUCUUCGCCAUCUACGUCUCUUACUACGUCAAAGUGAAGCUUAUGGUUAGCGUGAUGGGGGGCCAGGUGUCCCUGAAGUUACCCUUCACCCUCAUGCACACCUGCACCGACCUGGACCACACGGAGACCCUGACCAGGGUGAACAGGUCGGACGUACAGCUGGAACUGAAGGCGCCAUCUAUACAGCAGGUGGUUAAGCAGGAGAAGGACGGCACGUGAGAUCAGGAAAAGGUGGUGGUCGAGAUAAACUGCAAGGCGUCGGAGGGUGAAGUUGGAACUGACGCUGUUUUCACACGCGAAAACUGCCACAAGCCGCUCGAAGACGCCGGUGGCCCUAGGCAGAAUUCCAAGUGUUUCGAUGAAAUUUUACCGGUGCCUAGACGCGAGGAUGAAGAGAAGAAGAUAUGGGGAGGGAUUGAAGAUAGGUUAACAGACGAUGAGACUGAAGAUAAAGGAAGGAGGUUCAGCAUAAACCGCGCGUGGUGUUGUUUGAGGAAGAGGAGGACAUCUUAACGUUAUAUGUGUGUUUCAGUUGUUUUACAGACGUUCGAAAUGGAUUUGCUGGGACUAAAGCCUCGCACCGUCAUUAAAUUAUAUGCACGUUUAGAAAUUCUGUAUAUUCUCUUGAGGAAGUGAAGCAACUGGAUGUGACCAAGACAAAAAACUGCUAUACAAAUCGAAACUCAUUUAUUGCUAAUGGUUGAUUACAAUAUAAUAAAUAUGAUUGCAUCGAUAUCCUUUACGCAAUAUUCAUAUAUUUAUUAUGAUUCUGUUAUCAUUCUUUGAAUUGAUUUAUUCUCCGAUUGAAUAUCAUUAAAGUUUAUGCCUCGAUUAGAUGAAUAUGGUGAAAGAUCAAAGGCAAUUAUCCUAAACAUUUCAAAUGGAAGAGUAAUUUUAAUAUUGGGGGUUAAAUAUACCCGGUUACGACUUGAAUUCUUAUAAGUGAUGAAAUUUUCAUGAAUUAUAAUUGUUUUAAUAUCAUAAUAUCUAUUAUUUGUAUUUAUUACAAUUUCGAAUUAUUUAUAGCAGCUAGAAAAACGAAAUCGGUAGAAACCGAAUAAUAGAACUAUUGAGUGUAAAUUUUUAGAAUAUUUAUUGAAACUCAACAAAAGUAACUUAAAACAGGUCAAAGAAAUAAUUAAAAAUGAACUUUCAUAGAGAGACAGACAUUUCUCUUGAUAAUAAUAUGAGAAAUGUCAAAGCUCGGAUGAAGAGCACAAAAUAUAGAAUAAAACCCUUGAAAUUUUCGAACUUACAAAACCACUACGAACUGCUGACUCUAAAAUGUGCCUAAAGUUGUUUUGAUCAUGAAGAGUAUAGAAGUAUAGACAAACUAUAAAAGUAAAUAAAAACCAAAUAUUUUAUAUUACAGAUAAGUGGAUUGUCUAGUGGAUAAAUUUCUAACUUGUUACUACGUACUAUGAAUCAAAACGAAACGAAUUCAAUUGUGUUAUUAAUUUAUCUCAAAAAUGCACUGACUAAAAAAGUAACAUGGGAUUCAGAAUUGUAGAUAUAAAUAUUGUUAUAUCGACUGGCUCAGAUGGACUAAAUAGCUCGCAUUCCAAAAUAAUCAAAUGAAUCUAUCUACAUACUAAGCUUUUGUAUAGAAUUCACUCCAAAUCUAAUGGUGGGUUUAUGCAGAGUUCCUGAGAACUAAGAAGGGAAUCAAUUGGCAGAUAGUGAUCAUGUGAUCACCAUCUGUCAAUUAGGUUAGUUCCUUUCUUAGGAACUCUGCAUAAUCCCCCAAUUAAUGAAAGAUGUUUGUAAGAUAUCUGUUCCUGUGACGAAAUAAAUGUUGGUAUUGUGAAAUAAAUCUUAAAAACUCCAUUGUCUUUUC